Pomacea canaliculata is the source of this 2338-nucleotide messenger RNA. RefSeq names its product receptor-interacting serine/threonine-protein kinase 1-like. Gene Ontology annotation, molecular function: protein tyrosine kinase activity. Bases 1067 to 2338 code for a protein of 423 amino acids. The record is from RefSeq and is a predicted model, not a curated record. Gene Ontology annotation, biological process: protein phosphorylation. NCBI's taxonomy places the organism in Eukaryota, Metazoa, Mollusca, Gastropoda, Architaenioglossa, Ampullariidae. The transcript is spliced from 9 exons.
UUGUCUUUAUUAAAUACCAUCAAGUAAUAUUAUUUAGCUUUGCAUACAAUUUGAAAGUUCGGAACACUUUUGGUCCUAGGUGAUUACUGGCAGGAUAACACUGUGCGAUGAAGUGUGCAUUCCUGAUGCUGUUUACGAAGUCAUUCUUCAUCUCACAAAUCCAAAGCCUAUGUCACGUCUCUCAGAGAUAAAGGACGUCAGCAGUGUAUUACGCCCUUUCGCCGAGCAGAUGUGUGAAGGUUAAGCAGUAGUCUGUUUCUAAUUAUUUGUUAUACAGUUUUGGGAAAAGAGGUAUCUCUAAUACAAAAAAAAAACCAAACAAACAAAAAAAAGCAAAAAAAAAAUUUUUUUGUUUGUUUGUAGCAAAUGAUUUUUAAUCCAGCGUUCAAAUUUUCUGUUAAAUCGAUAUUACACUUUUUUGACUAAGAAAACUGAGCUGCAUUAUAGUUAUCCAAAAAUAAAAAGAAAGGCCGCCAGACGGACUUACAAGAUUAAGGAAACAAGUUUAUACCUCAUUUGGCUUUAUAGAAAGCACUCGGGAACAACUGCUCAGGUACAUUCCAGGACUUCACAAUAACAAAGGUCAAAUAUAUGGUAAAUUUUUUUCUAAAGGAUUAACCUGUGAUUAGACUACGACACAUUCGUUUGCAAAGUCUUUACAUGAACGAAUGCGGUUCUUGUCCCUCAUGUACCUUUUAGUGAUUAGCAAGUCCACAUCGAGUCCAUAAAUCUUACAUUCCCCAGCAUAUUUUACUAAUACAUUUAUAAACAUACUAGCAGAUUCAUGUGGGUGGCAUCUUUAGAUUUUAAUUAAGCACAUGUAAUGAUGUAAUAAAGACCCCAUUUAGUAAAGAAUGCUAAAAUCAUAUGACCCAUAAUGAGGUAUAUAGGACUUACAUCCUUUACCAUUAAACCCCUGUUUUUCAGUAGGCUAUAUUACUAGAAUAUCUAAUAAAACAAUUUGCACUAAAUACGAACAAAAACUAUUCUUAGAGAGUUUUUAAAAAACAAUUAAUACAAAAGCUUCCGUGGCUUCCAUAGUCAUGUCUUCUUGUAUGUUACAGGCAUGGUGGAUGUGCCAUUUCCAGAUCUCUGCAAUGAAGGGGAAUCAGCAACAGACCAUCAAAAGGGUCUUGUAGCUUCAAUUCAAGACACGUACUUUGGAAACAUUGAUGAUUCAUAUGAAAACAGUGAAUAUUUAAAAUCUUCUGUCAAUAAAGAUGAAGAAUCUUUGAACAGAUGUUUAGAGAUCAGUGAGGUAUGCUCUGAAUACUUUUCUUCUGAAGUUUGGCCACUAUUCACCAACAAUUGUCUACCUGGAAUACCUCCACUGAUUACACUGCCGAAAAAAAUGUCAAGUGGAAGGUUUGAGAUCCGUUUCCGCAUUCCUGUGAAGGGUGGAGUCUGCUCCCUUUUAAGUGCUGUCAUGACGAGGUUGCUUGGAGACAACGUUGAAGACUACAUUCAGCUGCUAGGAAAGAUCGCUACAGUCAUCGCUGAUCUCCACUCACAUAAUCUUGUUCUGGGUGACUUCUGCGCAGACACGAUCUACAUCGAGAAAUUUACAACUCCAACUGAAUUGCUAAUCAAAGUCUGGAUUGUAUCACUUGCAAAUAUACACGUCCUGCAGCCAAGUGCCCACAAGGAAAUUCAACACAUACAAAGUUCUCCUCCACAACAAAGGGAAGCACGUCGCAGGGCAGCACCAGAAGUUGUAAAGAUGGGUCUCUACUCUCGCUCGUCUGAUGUCUUUUGCUUCGCCCGCUUGAUGUGGUGGGUGUUCAACACGCUGUCUGAAGACAGAGCUUCUCAGAUCGUCGACAGUAGUCCUUCCGACCCAUUAAAAACGAUUUCCGAUUCGGAGAUCUACGAGACAAUAUCCAGUGUCAAUGCUCCAUCCUUGUUAAAGAGACCCCGUGUCUGCCCCACGGACACUUACAGUCUCAUGGAACAAUGCUGGAGACCACGACGUUCUGAGCGACCUUCGAUGAGUGUUUUGCAGGAACAUCUUACAAAGAAAGAAGGACUUUCGUUCUUAGAAAACUACGAAGCUCAAAAUGACAAUUUUAUGAAAUACCCCACUACUCUAGUUUUUCCAAAAGAAGAAUAUGACGAAAGCACUUCGAUUGGCAGCGCAUCUACGUCCUUUUCUGGCAGUUCAUCUCUGUCAUCAAGUCGGAAAAAUUCAGCCACAUGUAACACAGAGCAGCUAUUAUCUAUACCACAAACAGCUCUUGAAAAUCCUUCGUCAACUUUCUUUGGAGAAGCAGCAAUGUUGUCAUCCUCUCCUUCAUUACCUUCCUUACGCCCUUCUCAGGUACGGUUCCCAGUCACUUAA